GAGUAAGGUGCGCGAGGAACCCAACUACCGGGUGACUAGUUUGUGUGCGACUGUGGCUCGCAAGUAUUGUGUGCCGCGCCCCUACCUCUCAUCUAACUGUGCGGCAGCUGUGUGACGCAAUCCUGUGGCCUCACGUGGCAGAACGCAAAGGAUAUCGCGGAGGGCGUCACUAGGAGAGAUAAAACAGCUAGGGGACUACUACUGUUUCCGCCGAUCACGUACACACACACACACACACACACACACUCACACACACACACACACACACACACAUCACCUGCUAAUAGCACACCCAGGUACGCAUUCUGAACAUUCUCCCUGCCAUCUGAAGGAGCCACUACCACCAUCAUCGCUAUCUCUGCUGGCGUCGCUCACGCAGGUGGUCUGAGCAUCGUGACUCGUGAAGCGACACGAGGGAAGUGUUUGCGUAGGGGAUCCAGUCGCGUCACCGGCUGCCAGAAGGGAACCGAGGAGUGAUGGACGUGUGAUCUGGUUCUCUGUUGUUUCGUGGACGGUGACGAAGACCUUCCACUGCCCGCCCCUCGCUCACAAUGGUUCUGGUGGAGCUGCUGUCGAGCCUGAGUGGUCUGGUGAAGGUGAGGAGUCAGGCGGACAUCGACAACGCCGUCUUCAAGCUGCACUACCGCGUCACCUCCACCAUGCUCUUCUGCUUCUGCCUUCUGGUCACCGCCAACAGCCUCAUUGGAGACCCCAUCAACUGCGUGCAGGGUGACCACGCUAUGCUGAAGCCCAAAGUGGUGAACACGUACUGCUGGAUCCACACUACCUUCACUCUGCCCAAGUACAUCAACAGACAGUAUGGCAAAGGUACUGGUGUGGUGUACCCUGGGAUAGGCCCUCACACCACGGAGGACGACAAGGUGCACCAUGCUUACUACCAGUGGGUGCCUUUCGUUCUCUUCCUGCAGGCCCUCAUGUUCUACGCGCCUCACUGGCUGUGGAAGACGUGGGAGGGCGGCAAGCUGGAGUCGAUCGUGAUGGGUCUGUCGCUGCCCGUCAUGAACAAGGACGAGCGGCGAGAGAAGAUCCACCUGUUGGCCGAGUACCUGCACGCCUCCAUGCACUGCCACAACUUCUACGCCAUUAAGUUCUUCCUGUGUGAGCUUCUGAACCUCGGCAACUCGGUGUUCAACAUGUGGUUUAUGAACAAGUUUUUAGGGGGCAUGUUCUUCACGUAUGGUAUCGAUGUGCUGGCGUUCACAGAGACCAACCAAGAAGAGCGCACGGAUCCAAUGAUUGUGCUGUUCCCGCGGAUUACCAAGUGCAGCUUCAACAUGUACGGUCCCUCGGGCACCAUCGAGACGCAUGACCUUAUGUGUGUGCUGGCUCUUAAUAUCAUCAACGAGAAGGUGUACGUGUUCCUGUGGUUCUGGUUCCUCAUCCUGGCAGGCAUCAGCACCCUUGCCCUCGCGUACCGCCUGCUAGUGUUCUGCAUCCCCGCCAUCCGGUCAGGGCUGCUGCAAAAGCGCGCCAGGAUCAGGUACAAACCGGGCCUGGAAGCCAUCGCCACCAAGCUGCAAGUGGGGGACUUCUUCCUGCUGUACCUGCUCAGUAAGAACGUGGAGCUGCUCUCGUUCGGCUCCCUGAUGGAAGAGCUCUCAUCCCGCCUGGUGAAGAGGAACAUCCACCCAGACCUGGAGAUGACGCCCCGCCCCGUGCCCAGCGUGGAGGCCUAUCACCUUAUCAACGAAAAUGCGUGACGCUGUCCCCCGCCGCCACGCCCGCGCCCCGCAGCAUCUCCUCCAUCGCCCCUGGACGAUGUGUACAAAGCCCACAACUCUGUACUAUAUCACCUUAGUGUGUAAGGAACGUAAGCUAGCAAGACGGCAGGUGAGCGAGGCAGUGCAGUGCUUGUCGCCCCUCGUAACACAGGUCGCCUCGUCCCCGCUGGCGCAGUGGUAGCGGCCUUACCUGACACUUACACCGCCACGGGUUCGAGUCUUGUUCGUUCCCUUCACCUGGCACGGGAUGGACGAGUUUUCCAAGAGGCUUCACGAUCCCACGAGGCUUCACGAUCCCACGAGGCUUCACGGAUCACGUGAUUUGUUUUCUACUCAAGGCCUGGUGGUGUGUGUACCUGACCUUCUUUUUCUUCUUCUUCUUCUUCUUCCUCAU
Messenger RNA from Scylla paramamosain (green mud crab), 2136 nucleotides. RefSeq names its product innexin inx2-like. The record is from RefSeq and is a predicted model, not a curated record. NCBI's taxonomy places the organism in Eukaryota, Metazoa, Arthropoda, Malacostraca, Decapoda, Portunidae. Gene Ontology annotation, biological process: phototransduction. Gene Ontology annotation, cellular component: gap junction; plasma membrane. The coding region runs from base 552 to 1721 and encodes 389 amino acids. The transcript is spliced from 6 exons. Gene Ontology annotation, molecular function: gap junction channel activity.